CCUUUUUAUUAACUUAUCAAACCUCACACUCGCAAGUAAAUUACAGAGGCAACAUAUCUGGUCGAAGAAAUAUUGUUGACUUGUGCAACGGAAAAUUAGAAAAAUAUAUAUGCUAACAAAAAAAAAUCGGGAAAUAGUACAUCUUUUGUAAAUUGCUGGCUUCAGCCGUGGCCACCACCAAAAACAUGGAUCGCAUUCAGAUUGGCGAGCAGUUGUUUUUCCAGCGGAGUGACGGACGUGUCCAUCCGGUGGUUUGCACGGGCAAGAAUCCGGAACUCGACUCGGUGACCGGGGAAUGGACCGAGGGAGCGGUGGUGAAGGGCAAGGAGGUGCCCAUCAGUAUGCUGAUUGGGAUUAAUCGUCAUAUUUUCGCGGAGAAUCAACCACCAACGGGCUCUUUGAUUCCCAAGCCCAGGGAUGCGAGUCCCUCUGGAGGACGUCAGGACUCGCAAAGGAAGUCAUCGGCCGGAACCGGAACCGCAAAUCCCUAUGCAGAGCGCAUGAGAGCUAUGGAUUUUCGCAGUAAGCUUCCUACCGCAAAGACGGAGAAUAAUCCUCCAGUUCCUAUGGUAAAUCGUGAUCAGGGUGGACCUUAUACCUCUCGACUGGUCCCCUGUAAGCCGCGUAGCACCAGUCCCAUCCAGAAUCGCAGAUCUCAGGGCUCCAAUAACAACAAUCAGAGAUGUUCCAGUGUCGUUAGGGAGGUGAAUCGCAUGAAGGACGAGCGGGAGAAGCGCAGGGCUCGCCAGGUGGAGCAGCUGCAGGAGAAGGAUGCACUGCGUCGCAAGGACCCGGGGAAUCCCAACUGGGAGGUGUCCCUGAUGCUGCGUCAGUACCGGGGAACCCUGAACUUCACCCCACUCCGCUGUCUGAAUCCACGUGGAGCUGCUGCCCAGCAAAUAACAGUUUGUGUGCGCAAGAGACCCAUGAGUCGCAAGGAGGAGAACUCAAAGAACAUGGAUAUCAUCACAAUUCCCACAUCCGAUUCCCUGAUUGUCCACGAACUGCGCCUCAAGGUGGACCUGACCAAGUUCCUGGAGCACCACAAGUUCCGUUUCGAUUUCACCUUCGAUGAGGAGUGCUCCAAUGCGCUGGUCUACGAUCACACAGCUCGUCCUCUGAUCAGAACCAUGUUCGAAGGUGGCAAUGCCACCUGCUUUGCCUAUGGACAGACUGGCAGUGGCAAGACCCACACCAUGGGCGGUGAGUUCUUCGGUAAGAUUCAGGAUUGCGGAACUGGCAUCUAUGCCAUGGCAGCUCGCGAUGUCUUCGAGGAGAUUUCCCGUCCUGAGUACCGGGAAAUUGGAGCCAAGAUCACUUGCAGCUUCUUUGAGAUCUAUGGCAGCAAGGUUUUUGAUCUUCUGCUGCCAAAUAAACCCAUGCUAAGGGUUCUGGAGGAUGGCAGACAGCAGGUGGUGGUGGUGGGUCUCACCGAAAUCACAGUGACCAAGGUGGAGGAUGUCCUUCGUCUAAUUGAGCAUGGCAGCAAGGAGCGCACUUCGGGACAGACUUCAGCGAAUGCCAAGUCUUCGCGUUCACAUGCCGUCUUCCAGAUUGCCCUACACAUGCCGAAUUCUUGGGGACCCUAUGGCAAGUGCUCCUUUGUGGACCUGGCUGGCAAUGAACGCGGGGCGGAUACGCAAUCUGCGGACCGCCAUACCCGCAUCGAGGGAGCCGAGAUCAACAAAUCCCUGCUGGCCCUCAAGGAGUGCAUUCGUGCCUUGAGUCGCCAGUCGAGCCACCUUCCUUUCCGUGGAUCCAAGCUAACCCAAGUCCUCCGCGACUCCUUCGUAGGUGGAAAGAAGAACAAGACCUGUAUGAUUGCCAUGAUAUCACCAUCCAUGAGCUGUGUGGAGCAUACCCUGAAUACCCUACGUUAUGCGGAUAGGGUCAAGGAGCUAAUAGCCAAGGAAGACGAUGCCUUACAGAAUUCAGGUGGGACUGAAGAGAAAUCCCCCGAUCUCAACGACGAAUCCGAGCCAGAAAUGUUUGCCGAGGAGGAGGAGGAGCAGUACGACUACGAAGAAAAUCAGCAUAUCACCAUAUCUUCCGAGGAAACCAGUUCAUAUAUUCAGCACAAUGCCAGUUCCGAUACAAACUUUAACCAUACCAUUAAUAUGCCACAGCAGCAGCUGGAACUCAAAGAGGUGGCCGAACAACACGUAGUUUUGAUGGACUACAUGGAAAACCUAGUGCGCGAUUUCCGUGAACUUCGAUCAGAGGAAGAAUUCGGCAGUUAUCUGGCCAACUCAGAUAAUGCUUUUGAAGAUCUGCUCACAAUGGUCAACCAAACCCGAGAUCAAGUGUUCAAGUUCAAGACCCAACAGUUAAUCAAGGAUAUGAUGCAGAAGAACGGGCAGCUGGAGGGGAAUAAGAAGGAGGAAAACAAGGAGGAGGACUAGGUGUAUUCCCAGCCAGCCCCCUUCUAUAUGAAUUUAUUUUUUACCACUCUCUGUAUCUUUUCAUUUGAGUUUUGGGCGACCCUCGAACGGCUCAAAUUUCAAUUCGAUAAACAAGCAGUUAAUGAAAAUUCAA
Molecule: messenger RNA, 2535 nt
Organism: Drosophila subpulchrella
Lineage: Eukaryota; Metazoa; Arthropoda; Insecta; Diptera; Drosophilidae
Gene: Klp59D
Product: kinesin-like protein Klp59C
Exons: 1
Coding region: 186-2402 (738 amino acids)
Biological process (GO): microtubule-based movement
Molecular function (GO): microtubule binding; ATP binding; microtubule motor activity
Source: RefSeq, a predicted model, not a curated record